CAUUCAUUUGGUUUGAAUUUUUAAUGAAUAUUAAUGUUUUGAAAUGUAGAUGUGUAUGGUGCCCUAAUUACAGCACCUCUGUGAAUACUGUGAUUUCAAAUUUUUUUUUGCCAUUUUGUUUUCACUUUUAAACUUGUAGUAGUAGUGAUGAACAUUUAUUUAGUUGAAUAAAUAAAUAACAAAAUUUCAAAGGGUCAACGUUCUUCCUGCUAAGCUAUAACUUGAUACAUAAAUAAAAUUCCUUACAUUAAUGUUUUGUUGAUCAUAGGGAAAGAUUUAUGAGGUGUUGGCUAGGUUACAGUGUUCCUAUCAGUUGGCAUGUUAAAGCUUUUCUUAAGCAGACAUGUUUGAAUCAGGAGAGGAGAAUUUUUCUCUGUAAACUAAGUAAAGAAAAGGAUAAAAAGGCUGUCAAGCGUGUGAAUGUCAUGUUGAAGCGGACCAAAUCUGCAAAUCAAUCUGUUAUUCAAGAUGCAGAGGAUUCUGACAAUACUGCCGUUACUCUAGUUGGACUUGCACAACCUGAUGAAGAUGAUUAUGGAUAUGUUUCACAAGAAGCAUCUGCUUUUUAUAAUAAAAUGAUGGAAAAGUAUAGUAAGAUGCCAGACAAGACACCAAAGUUCUUGUUAGAAAAAAAGAAAGUUAAUACCAAUCUGAGCUCAACUAAAGAUAGAGUUAAAGCUGCUUUAGAAAAAGAGAAAGAAGAAGCAAUGAUGCCUCAUAGGAGGAAACGCAAACAUAAGAAUCCAGAAGACAUCUCAUCUCCAGAUGACAACUUCCCGUCUACCCCAUCGAGAAUGGCUGAUGAGAGACCUGAUGCUAAGAAACCAAAGAUUGAUAAACCUAAAAUGCCUCCACCGAUGAAUUUCAAUGAGCUCCUCAAACUAGCAGAAAAGAAACAAUUCGAACCCAUAGUUAUUGAGAAGAAAAGCAAAGAAGAUGAAAGUCCCCUUACCAAGAAACAGAAAAGAGAAAUGGAAAGGAUGAGGGUGUGGCAGGAAAGAAAACCAGAAAGACUUAAGCCUGACCCAAGCGAGCCCAAACAGAAAAUUAAUAAAGAAGCAGAAACUGCCAAAUCGAAAAUAGCAAAAGUGCCAAAUCAGUCAAUAUUAGCAACAGCCCGAACAAGUUCUAAUAAGGCUGAUAAUAAAAUGCAAAAUCCUGAACCAGAAAUUAGGAAAAAAAUUGAUUGGGGUCCUAAACAUCCAUCAGCUGGAAGAAUGAAUAUCAUAACAAAGGCCCCAGUUGACACUAAAAAACCAGUCCCAAGUGCCUCCAAUAAUCCCAUGAAAGAUUUGGGAAAAUCUGUAUCAAAUUAUACAGAAAAAUCUAUAAAAAUUGCCACCAAAAGCAAUAAUGGAACAACUAAGAAUAGCUUGCCUUCAAAGGACAUUAAAAGGCAUCCUAAAGAAAUCAGUGUGAACAGCAGAGGCCCCUCUGACAAAAAAAUGUUGGAUAAGACUAAGGAGAAAGAAAUGCUACAAAGAGAAUUGUCUAAACCAAAAAAGUUCCCACCAAAUGAUCUAAGACAUAAACACUUUCCUCCAGCUGAUGUGAGGAGAAAACCCAUGUCUAAUAAAAUGAAAAUGCAAAUGAAAAAACGAAGAAUUAUCGAUGAUGAUGAUGAAGAUUAUGAUUCUGAAAUGGAUGACUUCAUUGAUGAUGGUCCCGAAGAAGAAGAAGAGGAUUACUCUAAAUAUAUCAGAGAAAUAUUUGGUUAUAACAAGUCAAAAUAUGUGGAAGUCGAUGAAGAAGAUGAUGAUAUUAUGGAGUCCUCAUUUUCACAGCAGAUGAAAGAAGAGCAAAUCAGUACAAAAUUGGGUAUAAUGGAAGAUCUUGAAGAUAUGAGACUAGAGGAAGAGCACAAACGAAGAAAAGCAUUGAUGAAGAAAAAAUUCGAUAGCUAAAAGUGAGAUCGCACGCAGUGACCAA
Molecule: messenger RNA, 1929 nt
Organism: Coccinella septempunctata (seven-spotted ladybird)
Lineage: Eukaryota; Metazoa; Arthropoda; Insecta; Coleoptera; Coccinellidae
Product: protein SPT2 homolog
Exons: 3
Coding region: 279-1904 (541 amino acids)
Biological process (GO): regulation of DNA-templated transcription; nucleosome assembly
Cellular component (GO): nucleolus
Molecular function (GO): DNA binding; histone binding
Source: RefSeq, a predicted model, not a curated record